AUGGCAGUGACUCUGGGCUAUUGGGAUCUGCGAGGGUUAGGCCAACCGAUCAGGUUUUUGCUACAAUACGUGGGCAUUGCCUUCACUGACGUGCGCUAUCGGAUCGGACACAACUGGACUGAUCCGGACCUCCGGGAGGACUGGCUGCGAGUGAAGUGGGAUUUGGGUCUCGACUUCCCUAACCUUCCCUAUUAUAUUGAGGGAGAGUUGAAGUUAACGCACAGCCGAACUAUACUGCGAUACUUGGGCUCAAAGCACGGCCUCUGCGGCCAAACGGACGCCGAAAAGACGAGAAUAGAUAUGAUUGAGAACUAUAUGGAGGACAUGAGGAACGACGGCCUCCGACACGUCGUCUAUUCACCCAACUAUAUGGAGGACAUGAGGAACGACGGCCUCCGACACGUCGUCUAUUCACCCGUUUUUGAUCCCAAACUGGACUUCGAGACACUUAAAGCCGAAUACAUCUCCAAAAUGGGCUCUUAUUUACGGGAAAUAUCAAACUUUUUGGACACUUUCGAGUGGAUGGCCGGCAAUCGUCUCACUUUCGUCGACUUCUGGGUCUACGAAGUGCUCGAUUGGAACCGUCUCUUCCGAAGCGAUUGUCUCAAUGAAUGCCACAAUUUAUUACAAUAUAUGAAUCGAUUCGAGGCUUUGCCACCAAUUAAUAGAUAUAUAAAUUCCGAUCAAUUCAAUAGAUUCCCGAUAUUCGCGCCGUACGCCCGGUUUGGGGGUCAACCACAUCCUGAUUAG
Molecule: messenger RNA, 750 nt
Organism: Oppiella nova
Lineage: Eukaryota; Metazoa; Arthropoda; Arachnida; Sarcoptiformes; Oppiidae
Source: the annotation of a GenBank genome assembly